Messenger RNA from Postia placenta MAD-698-R-SB12, 675 nucleotides. RefSeq lists its product as hypothetical. The record is from RefSeq and is a predicted model, not a curated record. The transcript has 5 exons. Gene Ontology annotation, biological process: CDP biosynthetic process; 'de novo' pyrimidine nucleobase biosynthetic process; UDP biosynthetic process. Gene Ontology annotation, cellular component: nucleus; cytoplasm. Gene Ontology annotation, molecular function: ATP binding; UMP kinase activity. NCBI's taxonomy places the organism in Eukaryota, Fungi, Basidiomycota, Agaricomycetes, Polyporales, Adustoporiaceae. The coding region runs from base 1 to 675 and encodes 224 amino acids.
AUGAGCGCGUCCGCCGCCCCCACGCCCGUGUUCGACAGCAGCAAGGUCGCCGUCAUCUUCGUGCUCGGCGGCCCCGGCGCAGGCAAAGGCACCCAGUGCGCCAACCUCGUGCAGGACUACGGCUUCUGCCAUCUCUCCGCGGGCGACCUGCUCCGCGCGGAGCAGAACCGCGAGGGCUCCGAGUACGGCGCGAUGAUCCGCAACUACAUCCGGGAGGGACAGAUCGUGCCCAUGGAGGUCACGAUCAAGCUGCUCGAGAACGCCAUGCGCGCCGCGCUCGCGAGCGCGCCCGCCGCGGCGGACGGCUGGGCGGACGGCCGGGGGCGCUUCCUCAUCGACGGCUUCCCGCGCAAGAUGGACCAGGCGGUCAAGUUUGACGACGAGGUGUGCCGCUCGUCGCUGGUGCUGUUCUUCACCACGACGGAGGAGGAGAUGCUCAAGCGUUUGCUGGAACGUGGCAAGACCAGUGGGCGCGAGGACGACAACGAGGAGAGCAUCAAGAAGCGCUUCCGCGUGUACAAGGAGCAGACGAUGCCCGUGAUCGCGCAUUACAGCAAGCAAAGCAAGGUUGCCACCAUCGAUGCGACAGCCACGAUCGAGGAGGUACAUGAGAAGGCCAAGGAUGUAGUUGGGAAGCUGCUUGCUGGUGAGGUCACACGCAAUGUCACCGUCUAG